AUGGGGUGUCUAUAUAGCAAGGAGGGCCAGUCACCCCCGGACGCCGAGCCAGGUCCGUCCUAUGGGCCCCCGAAGCCCGGCGCCCAGCAUGCCUACCUGCACGGCCAGCCGGGGGCGCUGGGCACUCCCAAGAGCGCCAGCCAUCACAGCGCCCACGGCGGCAAGCCCCUGCCGCGGCCUGUGCAGCCCGCGGGCGAGCAGUACCGGAGACCGAGGAGCUCGGUGUCGGAAGGUCAGUGGAGCGGCCGGCUCAAGAACCGACCUUCGCAGGAACCCCUGAAGCACAUCAGCGACAGUGCAGAGGACGGCGACUGGGACAAUUGCGAGACCGUGUUCAACCUAGAUGACGUCGAGGAGGCGCAGAUUGGUGUGGACCCAUCUCAAGUUGACACACAGGGCAGCAGUGUUGUUGACAAGGCCUUCCAGAAUUCCUUAUUAGGCGCAAAGAACAAAGCAGGCCUUGAUGACCCCCCAACGACGAAUUACAGGGAAACUCCACUACUGCGGAUAGAGAAAGUGAAAGGGUGUAUGUUUGUAAACCAGUACUUGGUGGUGAAAUACCUUGGCCGUGGAGCUUGCGGAAAGGUGUUCCUCUGCUUGAAUGUGCAGGACUCCAGGCUGUAUGCCAUGAAGGCUGUGCGAAAGUCGGACCUGCAAACGUCGCGCAACCAAGCACAGAAGCGAAACCCGAUGGAGGACCUGAAGAGGGAGAUCAUGAUCAUGAAGAAAAUGAAGCACCCCAACAUUGUGACACUGACAGAGGUGAUUGACGACCCUUCUGGCAGCAAGUUGCUCCUGGUGAUGGAGUACAUGGAGGGGGGGCCCGUCAUGACCAGGGAGGCCCUGGAGCGCUGUGAGAGACUCCCUGAAGAGCUUGUGGCACGCUAUUUCAAGGACAUGGUCAGGGCGCUGGAUUACCUGCACAGUCAGCGUGUGGUCCAUGGGGACUUGAAACCGGAGAAUGUGCUGGUGUCGGCACACGGGGAGGUCAAGCUCAGUGAUUUCGGCUGCUCCAAGGUUAUAGUUAGUGGGAAUGAGUAUCUUGAACGGUGCAACGGCACCCCUGCCUUCCUGGCACCAGAAAUGAUGAAACCCAACAGCAGAUACAGGGGCCGACCAACAGACAUCUACGCUAUGGGUGCCUGCCUAUACACGCUGGUUUUUGGAAGGAUACCGUUCACUGCACCAAAUCUGUACCAGCUGUUCCAGGUGGUCCAGAAUGAGAACGUGACGUUUCCCGAGAGCGUGCAUGUCUCUGAAAGUCUCAAAGACCUGCUGACGAGACUGCUUACAAAGAAUCCGAAGGAGAGGAUUACUCUUCUGGAGGUGCGGCACCAUCCUUGGGUGACAGGGAAUGGGAGGUAUCCACUGCCCAGGUGGACUCCGCACAGUGACCCAUAUGCGAAUGCAGCUCACGAAAAUAGUGCACACAAGGUCAGGGACUUUAUUGCAAAGCUUGCCAAGCAAAGCGUGCGGGAAAGGACAUUCGAGGAGUCGGAGAUUCUACUGCGGCAGGGCGACACAGGGAGCUUCAUGCUGUACAUUGUGAGCGGCAAAGUCGAAGUUCUCCUGAAGUGCUCGAUGCCUGCACGCCGCACUGGCCGCAACCACACGUCCAAUCGCAAGCGGGGCUCGACAGACAGCGGGGACCCGCUCAUGAACUCCUCUGACAGUGCCUCAUCUGUCGCCCUUACCGAUGAGGACCGGCAGGCUCGCCAGAUCUUGGUUAAUGCAUCCUCCAACGCCAUCAAAUUCAUACGCACCCUAGACCGCAGCCCCUUUGGGCUGCAUGUUGGGACUCGAAACGGCGGGGACGUCGUUGGAGAGAUGGCGCUGUUCUCUCGCGAGUCCACACGCACGGCGACGGUUCGUGCGCUCACAAGGACCACAGUCAAGGUGUUGUCUAAGGAGGAGGUGUUCAACUACUUUGCGCGGCACGCAAAGGAGAAGCAGCAAUUAAGGGAGGUGAUGUGGAGGCGGGAGGGGGAGAGUGUGACAGUGGAAGGGCUAUUUCAGCUGGGUAAGGUGCACGAGGUGUUGGCCAACUCUUGGGGGAUGCGGUGA
Molecule: messenger RNA, 2064 nt
Organism: Ostreobium quekettii
Lineage: Eukaryota; Viridiplantae; Chlorophyta; Ulvophyceae; Bryopsidales; Ostreobiaceae
Source: the annotation of a GenBank genome assembly